AUGCGACCUGCCGCGGGGGGUGAUCAUGGGUACGGAAGAGGAGGACGAGAAAGAGGAAAAGGGGAAGGCGGGGAUCGAGGAGGAGGGAGCGAAGGAGGAGAAGAAGGAAUAGGAGGAGGAGGACGAGGAGGCGGAGGAGGGAGAGAAGCUAGAGACACAAACUCUAGGGAUUGUGGUGGGAGGUUUCAAGGGGAAGAAAUGGGGGAGACGUAUAGAACCGAGGCCGGAGAGAGCGGGCGCAGUGCCGCGUAUCGCAGCAGCAGAGCGCGCCGCGGGAGCGGAGGCGGCGGGAGCGGCGGAGGGAGCGGAGGCGGCGGGAACGGCGGGAACGGCGGGAGCGGAGCGGGGCCAUGCGAGCGGCAGAUGAGUAUGUCUAGCGGGAGCUCCGAGGUGGAGUCGGUGGGGGUCAUGUCGGAACCCGCGCUUCCGCCCAUCCGCGACCUGUCCCCUCUCUCGGCUCGGCGCGCUCUGUCCACGUGUUCGUCCUCCGCCUUCCGCACGUACAUCACGGCGCGCUUCCAGGACGCGCAGUCUCUGGGGCUCAACAGAGCGCCGCCGCCCGCGGAGCACUUGCUGCCCUCCGCCGCGAGCGACGCCAGCGGAAGCGGAGGCGGAGGUGGAGGCGCAGGCGGAACGGCUCAGCUGCUUCCCCGCCUCGUGAUGUCCCGCGCGAGCGCGCAAGAGGGGUCGCGGGAGGAUGGCGCGCGGAGGCUUUCGCUGGACGUGUACGCGACUAGGAGACAGGCCGCAGAAGGCGCCGGUGACAGCGCCAAUCGCGGCGGCGGAGGCGACGGGGAGGUAGGCGCGAUGGGCCUACGAGGCGACGAGCUGUCCGCAAAGGCUGGUCGCUUCACGGGGCACAUGGCGGCGAUUCGCCGCCUGCAGGGCGUGCGGCGGGCAGACCUGGUGGCGGCGCUGCUGUCGGAUAGCAACUGGCCGGCAGGGCUCGCCAUGGACGACCGAGUGAAGCUGGAUCAAUUCGCUGCUCUCUUCCCCUCCCACUCCUACCGCAACUCCCGCUCCUCCCACCCCUCCUCCUCCUCCUCCGCCUCCGCGUCUCUCUCCGCGUCGCUCGUCGCCGGCGUGCCCGUCUUCGCCGUCACCCCCGCCGCGCAAUGCGGCGGGAACGGCAGAUGGGACAAGUUUUCCAACGAGUCGUGUCUGCUGAGCUACUACUUGUUCCUGCAGAUGCUCUUCCUCGACGUCUUCUGGGCGUCGCUCGCCGCCAUCGCCGCCGCCGCCGCCGCCGGGAACGACGCCGCCUUGGGCGACGCCUGGGACGGCGACACGGCUCGCGAACGGCCCGGCACUCCGCGCGACGACGGCUGGCGCAGCCUCACGGCUGCGCCAGGGACACCGAGAGCCCCCGCCACGCCGCGCUCUCCGCUCUUCCCGCCGGCGAGCCCGCGCUCCUCGCACGACCCGUUCCCGGCGUCGCCCAAGCUCUCGCCUUCCGCCGCCGCUUCCGCCGCCGGCCUCGCUCCCAGCGGCCCGGCGCUGCAGCGCUCCGCGGUGCUUGUCCCCCGCAGCAGCUGCCUGGGCAGCCUGGCGAACGCGGCGCCGGGGGAGGGCGAGCGCAACCGGCGGCAGCAGCUGGCGCGGCGCUGGGUGGCCAUGUGUCCGCCAGGGAGCGACGCGGUGGAGGAGGUGGUGGAGAUCGUGUCGCGCGUCAUCACGCGUCUGCGCGCCGAUAUCAUCCUGGAGGCUGCUGCGGCCGCCGCCAACGGCGACGCCGGCGGCGGCGGCGACGCGGGCUGGCGCGGAGGCAACGGGAGCAGCGCGGAUGCGCGGGAGACGGAGGCGGUGCGGCAGAUUCAUAAGCUGGGAUGCGAAGACGUGGAUCGACUGCUGUGGGGGCUUGAACUCGGUCGCUCGAGCCGCGACGGCCAACGCAAAAGCCAUGAAGUGCCCAAAGAGGCUUCCAAGGUCGCUGAACGUAUAGUGAGCGUGCUUAUAGAGGGAGCGAAUGGCGGAAGGGGUGUGCAGGCGGGCGCGCGGGGGGCGGAGGUAGCAGGCGCUUCCGCCUCCGGUUCCGCCUCCGCCGCUGGUGGCGGCGGGAAGGCAGGGUGCAUUGCGCGGAACCCGUCGCAAGGGGAUCUCAAGUCGUCGUCGUUCCUAGCGCUCGCCAUCGGCGCGGCGGCGGGGGGAGCGGCGGAUGCGAAAGACGCGGGGACUCCGCGGGAAAGCGGGAGGUGGCAGCGCGGUCAGGAUGCGGAGCGGAAGCGGGAUCGUCGAGAUGAUCCGUACGGCCGUAUGAACGGGCGGUCCGAAGAAGCAGGAGCUGGUAACCAGUCCCGGAACAGUGGCAGUGCAGCCGGUACGGCUGGGAUGCAGCGAGGCGGACAGGCUGAUGCGUACAGGCGAGGUGAGCAGUACGAUCGGCGGGAUCGAGAAGAGCGGUCGGGGAGGUACGACAGGGGGGACGGCAGGGGGAAGGGAAUGGAGCGCGGCACGUGGGGUGCGGAGGGGGGCCGGAGCGGCAGACUCGGGGAGUCGAGGGGGGACAGGGACGCGGAGGCGCGAAGGUCGGGGGGUGGGCGGGACGAUGCGCCAGAGCGGGGGGGCGGAAAUGACGAUGGUUACCGUUUGGGCGGCGGAAUGGGAGGGGCGGAAGGGAUGGGAGAGAGUGCGGAGCGCGGGAGCAGCGGUCGUUUGAGAGAGGAGAAGCGGGAGACGGAGCGAGAGGCGCGGCAAGAGGCGGAGCGGGGGGAGCUGCAGCGGCGGCAGCAGCAGUGGCGGAAAGGCGACGACCCCGCGGCGCUCAGCGCGGAUCCAUCCAGGCGCUUCGAGAAGACGCUGUUCGGAGGAGGGGGGGAAGGCGGAGCAGGAGGCGGGGAAGGUGGAGCGGGAGGAGCGGGGGUGUCGCGCCUGCGCUCCCUUUCCCCACUGCGCUCCACCUCUCCCCAUCGUCCCGUUUCUCCCGUGUCCCCGUUUCGCGCCGCGUAUACGGCUGCGCCUAUGUCUCCCUAUCGAGCGCCAGAGGCGGCGCUUCCUCCUGCGCCGAUUACGCCGCGCUCGCCCGUGGUUGGCGGAGACUCGACCGCGCGGACUGCGGACGGCGGAAGGUCGGGGAGAGAGCAGCGAUGGCAGGAAAUGGCGCAGAAGGAGAUGAAUCAAAUCUCGCCGGGAAGGUUCCCGCCAGUAUCCCCCCGCGCCGUACCCCCGGGCUCGCCUUACCAGCAACCCUCUGCUGCCUUGCAAUCGCCGCGCGCUGCGCCCAUGUCCCCUCACGCCAACCGCUUCUCCUCCCCGCAUGAACCCGCCUCCCCACGCGCGCCAGUGUCCCCGCUUGCGCCCAACUCCCCUAACAUGGUGACUUCCCCGCUUGCCUCCGCCCCCCCGUCCCCGUACGCGCCAAUGUCCCCCUACGCUGGCGCUGCGCGCGGAGGAGUUUCCCCCGCUUCACCCGCCACUACACUUGCGCCCAACCUAACUCCGCUCAAGCUACCGCCAGGAAGGUCGCUGACGCAGCAGCAGCAGCAGCAGCCGAAUAGCCCAUUAGCAGCAGAGGCCAAGCCUAGCCCUUGGGAAGCCUGGAAACCGCCUGCAAUGACCAUGCCUGAACCGCGCACGCCUACUGCUGCUUCUGCUUCUGCUGGCGGUGCUGGUGCUGCGCCGUUUAGCCCUGUUCCGCGCUACAAUCAACCUGCCGCCUCUCCCAGGUACCCAAGUGCCAGUGCCCCUCGUGAUGCAGGUGUAGGUGGUGGCGGGUACAGGAGCCCGGCCAAUGCGCCGGCUCCUGCCCUGUCCCCAUACCAGCGCAGCGUGUCACCGGUUCCAGGGGCAGCAGCAGCAGCAGCAGCAGGAGGAGGAGGAGGAGGAGCCGUGCCGAUGUCACCUCGGCCCAGCGACAGCAACAAGAGCAGCUCUCUCUACCGGAGCUCGCCCACCCGGCACGAGAGGUUCAAGAUGCUUUACCAGAAACAGAAGCAGCAAAGGCCUGGAGGAGGAGAGAAGGCCGCUGCCAGACCAUCUCCCAGGUACACUCCGUCCCAGGUUCCUCAACCGCCCCAGCAGCAGAUGCUUGCUCGGCAGGACGCCAUUCCUCGCUGUGUCACACCUCCUCGAGAAACCCCAGCCAAGGUGAACAGCUUCCAGCCGUCUCCACUGCUCCUGCCUACUGCACCGGCCGCUCGCUGCCCAUCCCCGCAGUAUGCAUCUCCUGCCGCCCUUUCUGCUGCACUCAAGUCGCCCCAGUCCAGGAGAUUCCAGGUGUCCUCUGUUGAGGCUCCUGCAUCGCCACUCCGCCCAGCAGCUCCGAACCUGCCAGAAUUUGAACCGCUGGAUGCACUGGGUUCCCCCCGGGACAUGCUCCUCCCGCCGCCUGUAUCACCAUUUCAGAAGGGACGCCACGCAGACGUCCGUGACGUUUCUCCUCCUCCUCGAGGUUCCUUGCUGCCCUCGACUCCUCGCAAGCACGUUGAGGAAUACGGUAACGGAGGAGGAGCGGGCGAAGCGAAGCAGUUGAAUGCAUACUCUGCACGCAGAGCUCCUGCCUCUCCUCUGCAAGGUGCUUCUGGGUGGAACAACACUGACCCCCAAUCAGGCAAAGAAUCUCUCUGGGAUGCAGCCGAUAAGGGUGGGGAAGGCAGCCGGACUGCAUCGAGAGUGGAAGCUGACACACACGCGGGAAGACUGUCGCCACUGAGGAGCUCCCGAAGCUGGCGACAGCUCGUUCCAUCCCUUGGGAAGAUUCGAGGGGCUUCACCACGGCGAUUGGCUGAUCCUGAUGAGAUCCCGCCUGUUGAGCCAGAUGUGAAAUUCCAGCAGGUGCAGCAGUGGCUGUGGAGCCAGCCGGAUAACCCUGGUGAGGACGAGGAGGAGGACCACUGGAAAGCACAGGAAAGGACAGCUGAGACAUCCGAGGCUUCUCAAACCUCACCUGGAGAACAGCCCGAAGUAACCAGCACAGGUGCAGGGGGUGGUCACAGAGGCAUGCUUGAUGUGGACGGACGGCGCAGGAGGGGAUUGGAGAUCUCCCGUCCUCUGUAUGAUGUUGAUGAGAGGGAGAAUGAACUUCUUCGUGGAUCACUGAGGGUAUCAGCUAUAAGCACCAGCAAGGUGAUGCAGGACAGGGCUAAUAUUGGGAUUUUCAGUCCUGAUGUUAUAAUGGUGCUCGCCCACCUUCGCGCGGCCGCCGGUGCGAUUCGUCAGAACGGACUUAUUGGAGCGCUGAAGCAAGCUUAUCAUGAAGGAUAUGCCAUGGCUCUCCUAGACGGCAAUCUCUUUGAAACGAAGCGCCGGGCGUUGGGAUCGCGCCUUGUGGGCUUGGACUCGCAUGGCAACAAGUACUACGAGCGCAUGGAUGCACAAAAUGGUCGGCAUCGAUGGGUGGAAUACAAGGAGUCAUGGGGUUACAACGCAUCCACUGUGCCUCCUGAGUGGCAUGGCUGGCUGCACCACAUCACAGAUGACCUACCUGAUAAGAUACUUGCUUUCAAGCCCCGCUAUGGUUUGGAGCACCGAGCCAACUUCACAGGGAAGGGAGAUGCAUUCAUUUACCAUGCGAAGGGCCAUGCCUUGAACCCUAACCAGCGUGAUUGGUCACGUGUCCAGUCCUGGCUUCCCGGCUCUCCUGACGAGCCCACCAUUCCUGCUGCACCAUCAGCCCCUUCAUCCGCUAAGGCGUCAGAUGCACCUUCCAAGUCAGGGUAG
Molecule: messenger RNA, 5655 nt
Organism: Closterium sp. Naga37s-1
Lineage: Eukaryota; Viridiplantae; Streptophyta; Zygnematophyceae; Desmidiales; Closteriaceae
Source: the annotation of a GenBank genome assembly